GUCGCGGAAUAGGUCGGUAGUUGCGCAGCUAGAAGCGCGCUCGGUGAAUUGCUUAACAUCAGCUCGGAUCGGUCCUUACCAUCAUGAAGCGAAAAUAUCUGGGAAAAACUGACUUGAAUUUGCCUGUCGUCAGCGUAGGAGGAGCUGCUUUCUCUGAUAUAUAUGGAUCGUUCAAUGAGGCACGUGCCAUCCAUUUCAUCAGAGACUGCUUAUUCCGCGGCUCGAACUACAUUGACACGGGCUUCUGGUACGGCCAAGGAACAUCUGAGGCCGUCAUCGGAAAGGCAGUGGAGGAGGUACACCGCAACGCUUUCUACCUCGGCACGAAAGUAGGCCGUUAUGAGAAGGACAUUUAUAAAAUGUUCGACUACUCAGCCGAGCGGAGCAUCGCUUGUGUUGACUCCAGCCUGCAGCGCCUGGGAGUAAAAUACGUCGAUCUGAUCCAGGUCCACGACGUGUCUUUCGGGGACUUCGACGUGAUUCUCCGCGAGACGCUCCCGGCGUUGCAGAAAGUGGUCGAUGCUGGGAAGGCACGCUACAUUGGAAUAGCGGACUACGACCUCGAUUUGAUGAAGGCCAUCGUCGAGGAGUCGGAGGUGCCCAUUGCGGCGGUGCUGUCGUACGCGAAGUCGACGCUCCUGGACAACCGCCUGGAGGAGUACAUCCCGUACUUCAAGAGCCGCGGAGUCGGCGUCAUCAACGCUGCCCCCACAGGCAUGGGUCUGCUCACCAACUCUGGGCCACAGCUGUGGCAUCCAGCUAGCGCGGAGAUCAAGUCGCUGUGCCGGCAAGCAGGAAUCAUCUGCAAGAGGAGGCGAGUGGAGUUGGCUCAAUUGGCCACCUGGUUCUCGCUGCAGACCGACGCGGACACGACGGUGUGCGGGCUGAACUGCCUGGACCAGCUGAAGGAUGUCACUCGCGUGCUCGAGGAAGGCCUCAGAUACGAGGAGAAGAGCGUCCUGCGAGAGCUUCAGCUGAGAUACUUCAACCGAGGCACUCUCCACUGGGACAAGGUUGAGCUCCAAAGAUACAAAGCGCGGAUGGCAGCCAUGCCCCAUCCACAAGAGUAAAACAUGUCUGUUUUACUGGUCAUUUCUUUUGGUAUUUUAAUUCAUUACCGAACUAGGACGAUUUUUUAGAGAACUACAUUCAAACCAGCUGUAAUUCAGCAUUAUUUACAUAAAGCAAAAUAAGAAAAUAAUUCAUUUCUUAAUUUGAAUUUGUAUUUAAAUUUGACAAAUUCUAGACGUGAUCUAACAAAAUGUGGAUCACAGUGUAAAAGUGAAGGUAUUUUCAUUAGGUACUUGUACAAAAUUUUCCCGGUUAUUUGUUACAACAACAAUAGCCUACAAUAGUCCACAACUGGGCAAAUGGCCAGCAGACUGCUAAACAUGAUAUAUUUUUUGUUAAGUAUAAUUACUAACUUAAAGGCAUUUGCCGUUAAUAUUAAACUAAAAAUGAGUUCUCUAAAAAUCGUCCGUCUUAGGUGCAUUCAAAUUAGCCACUUGAUACGACCAUCUUUUAUGUAUUUUUAUACAAAUUACCGUAAUUCUAUAACAAGAGUCCGCAUCUAAUCUAGUGUCGGGCAUAAAUCUUAGGUGGGAACGGAUCGGCUUCCGUUUGCUCAUGAUCAUGUCCUUCUUUUGACUGGUCGGCUUCGGCCGUUGUUUAUUCCCCUCUACCGAAAAAGACGAGCCGCUAAGUGAUGUAGCGUUCCGGUACGAUAUCGCGCAUAAACCGAUUAGCGUUUAAUAUAACUGCUAUACUCCCUAACAGGCCCGCUACCAUCUUAGACUGCAUCAACACAUACCAACAGGUGAGAUUGCAGUCAAGGGCUAACUUAUAGUGGGAUUUAAAAAAAAGCUUACGCUGACGCUGGACGCAAUUCCAACACAGCAACAUUCGUUAGUCACUUUAGCCCACGACCACUUUAACUUCGCAACUAGUUUUGGUCCACAGUCGGUAGCUACGGUUUAUGUUGUAUACAUUACGACUACAUACUUGUAGCUAAUUUGAAUUUACCGUGCAGGGUGCCUAGUGUUUUUACCUAGGUGUAUAGGCCUAUUCGAAACUGCACUACACACUAGAUGGCGCUCUUCGAUUCCAAAUCGAAGUGAACUUUGACGCAAUCCAAUAGGUAAACUUAUACUCGAGCCAAGGUACGAAAAGAAUAAAUAUAAAGAAAACUGGCAUGAAAAGUAACAUAAAUUUGGUAUUAUUUCCAAACAGAAAAUAAUAUAAAUACGAAAAAUAAAUCUAAAAAUUUAAUGAAUGCUAAGUGAUGCCCCCGGUGAGGUUCAGAUAUACAAAAAAUUUAUCAAAUAUAGACAACUUUAUCCGUCAAAAACAGUCUAUUACGUUUCAUUACAGUUUAGAUUUUUUUCUAAUUCUUAAUAAGAUUAUUCACAUUUCAUUUAUUUUA
Molecule: messenger RNA, 2422 nt
Organism: Pararge aegeria (speckled wood butterfly)
Lineage: Eukaryota; Metazoa; Arthropoda; Insecta; Lepidoptera; Nymphalidae
Product: L-galactose dehydrogenase-like
Exons: 7
Coding region: 84-1070 (328 amino acids)
Cellular component (GO): cytosol
Molecular function (GO): L-galactose dehydrogenase activity
Source: RefSeq, a predicted model, not a curated record